AUGCUUGUAGUGAGGUUCUUAGGUUCUUCUAGACGCAGCUUGCUCGAGGCCUGUUUGGUGGAGAUCCGCAUCCGAGGGCGGUCACUGACAGGCCAUCUGGGAGGCCUUCCCCGCGAGCUCACGAGUCUUGACCUCUCGGCGACCCAGGUCCAGGGAAACACCCUGGCCUUGGCGAACCUCACCCAGCUGAAGAGCCUGAUCCUCACCAGCACCAAUCUCACUGGUGACUUGAAGCCCCUCACAGCCCUCACCCAGCUGAAGCACCUGCAACUUUCCAGCACGUGGGUCACUGGUGACCUCGAGCCUCUGAGAGCCUUCCCGCAGCUCAGAAACCUUGUACUUGGCCACACCCAGGUCACUGGUGACCUUGAGCCCCUGAGAGCUCUCCCACACCUGAGAUACCUCAAACUUUGCUACAGCCAGGUCAACGGUGACCUCGAGCCCCUGAAAGCCCUCGCGCAUCUCAGAAACCUUUUCCUUGCUCAUACCCACGUCACUGGUGACCUUUCGCCCCUGAGAGGCCUCACGCAGCUUGGGAGCCUAAACCUUGGCCACACCCAGGUCGCCGGUGACCUUGAGCCCUUCAGAGCCCUCAGGCAGCUCGCAAUCCUAUAUCUUACCCACACCCAGGUCACCGGUCACCUUGAGCCCCUCAGAGCUCUGACAGCGCUCAGAACGAUACACCUUGGCCACACCCAGGUCACCGGUGACCUUGAGCCCCUGAGAGCCUUCACGUCCCUGCGCAGACUUCAUCUACAGGACACUCAGGUGAAGUUCGACAUUGAGUUCCUCACCAAGUUCCCAAAUCUCGAAAAGGUUGACCUUAGCUCAACGCACGUUCGAGGACGCCUCUCUGCAUCCUGGCGCGGGAAGCUACGGAAGCUUCACUCCCUGGACCUGUCCGGGAGCCACGUUGAGUUCCUUCCCAGCGGAACCGAGCUCCGAGAUAAGCUCUACACCAUGGAUGAAUCCCAGCAGCUCCUGCCGUCCCUGGUGACUUUGGACGUGUCGGACUGCCCUCUCAACGGGCCAGUUGAGGACUUUCUGUUGCCGCUGAAGGCUUCCUGGCACCUGGCCCGGCUGUUGGCGAAGCGAGCCAACCUCUCCGGGCGCCUGCCCGACAUAGCUUGUGUGAACGAAGCAUACAUCGACGAUUUUUUGUCGCCGAACAGGUGCAGCCUCCCAUUGUCCCAGUCCCUGCAGUCCCUAGAUCUUUCAGGUAAUAGGAUCACUGAGGUCGAGGCGCUGAACAUCGAGGCUUACGUUUCCCGAGUGUCACUGGCGGAGAACCCACCCAUAACCUUCGCAAGGGGCUUCCUGCAGAAUGCUCUUAAGAAGGACCUGCAGCUGGACCUGAGAGGAACUCUCCUCACAAAUACGGAUGAAAUCUCGAGUCUCUUCAGCACGGGUGCUCUGAAGACGACGCCGCAUCCGACAUCAAUCAAUGCAUCUGGCGGCUACGCCUGCCACGAUGUCAUUUCCAGCUCCCUGAGAGUCAAUCCACACUUGUUCUGGCCAGCAGGUCUUUGCGGCUGCAUGGAAGGUUACCAGGGAAAGGGCAUCCAGUGCAGGCUUUGCGGCCGUGGCUUUUACAAUGAGGCCUUCAACAGCAGCACAUGCCGCGCGUGCCCAGACAACAGCACCUCGGCCAAAGGGACCACCUCCGCCGACGGCUGCCAGUGCAAUGUGGGCAGGAUGAGUGCAGAUGCGUCUGGCAAGGAGGCCUGCCAAUGCGAAGCGGGAGCACAUGCGAAGACUGCAGCAUGCUCCACAUGGAUUGUCCCGUUGGAAGCGCAGUCGAAACUGCAAAGCCUCAGGUGCCUACAGCCGGACGAGGAGCGCUGCAACUCUUCGGCGAGUAGCUCAGAUCUGGGCUGUGCCGACGGCUAUGAGGGGCCUCUCUGCGUGGCAUGCUCGGAGGGCUACCGCAGCCACUCCAACCGCUGCAUCAAAUGCACUAUGGCCUCCGGCGACACUCGCCCGGCAGCGGCUGGUGCGUUUGUCACGAUCCUAGUGGUUUCGGCACUGUUGGCUGGCACCUUCCUCUGGAGGAGUCGUGCGACAGACCGUGCACCAGCAGACGCAGCACCGGCCACGCAGGGCGUCUUGAAGGCUCUGCUCUUAGCUCAAGGCCCUGUGCUCCUCCAGCUCUUCCAGCUGUGGGGCGUGCUGUUGGCCCUGUCCACACGAAGGGUCCAAGGAGGUGGUGGAUCCAGUGCAGGUUUUUGGGAGCAGGAGUACGUGCAGUGGCUGCAAUUGACAGCGAAGGGUUUCCGCGAUGCCUUGAGCUUGGAAUGCACAUAUGGCAGGAGGGCUCAAUCCCUCAGCGCCUUCGCCUCGCCGUGCGUCCCACUGCUGCUCCUGGCACUCUGCAUGCCUUUGGAGGCAUUGCAGCAUGGAGCCGGCGUCAACUGGGCACUGAAACUGCUGACGGCGCUCUUCAUCGGGGGAGCUUCCAGCUGCACGGCUCUGCUCAGCUGCCGCCACGUGGAUGGAGGUGGCGAGCCGUUGCAAGAGCAUGCCUUCCGUGUGGCCUUGCCAUUGGUGAGGUGCGAUGCAAGGGGUGGAGAGGCAGCUUGGGCGCCCCGGUCUUGGAAAGUUAGCAUGGGCCCAAAGUCCUGGUUCAGGGCCCUUCCCCUAAGCUUAGCGAACUGGCCCCGCACGUUUCAGCGUUGUCAACGCACGUUUUAA
Symbiodinium pilosum is the source of this 2691-nucleotide messenger RNA. Lineage: Eukaryota; Dinophyceae; Suessiales; Symbiodiniaceae. The record is from the annotation of a GenBank genome assembly.